UUGUUUACACACCGUGGACGCGGUAGAAAGAACUGUGGAUGAUGGAAGAGUUAGUUAAGUGGUAGAAAACUUACGUGUUUACGUGUAACCAAAUCUUGAUUUCGUAUUUUUAAAAGAACACCAAAAUUAUGUUCUGAAAUGUGCCUGCGUGUUUACUAUCAAGACUGGAUGCUGAAAAACCUAACAUGGAAAUAGUUCAUAUGCUAUAGUUUGGGGGACAUUUCUUUUUGCCGGUAAUCAUUCGAAAGGCGCGUUGUUUCAACCACAACAGUCUUCGAAGUGAGGUUAUAUUCAUCAUUCUGGUUUGGUAACAUAUAUUAAUACGGAAUACAUGGACAGGAGCCAGGAGAUGAAAAAUGCAAAUUUAUUAUCUCAGAGAGUUUUCUAUAUAUGCGACCUUCAGCUUUUUAAAGAGAGUGAUAAAAUCCCCAACAUUCGUGGAAGGGCCAAGCUGGUACAUAAUCUCAUUAGAGCCUAUGACUUAGUGUCACACAUGCAACUCAUACCUCAUAGACCUGCUUCUGAGGACAGUUUACUAUCCUUCCAUUCAAGGAACUAUAUAGAGUUCCUGCAGAAGGUUGAUCAAAGCAGUGAUUUGGAAAAGCAUGAAGAUGAUCAACUGGAAUUCGGAUUAGAAUAUGACUGUCCGCUGAUUGAAGGCAUCUACAGAUUUGUUCAGGCAAUAGCAGGAGCUUCACUAACUGCUGCACAAGUCCUUGUAAAUGGAUUGGCAAGAGUAGCUAUCAACUGGAAUGGGGGUUGGCACCAUGCACAGAGAGAUGGGGCUGAGGGAUUCUGCUACAUCAAUGAUGUAGUGCUUGCUAUUCACAAGCUGAGAGAGAAGUUCAGUCGCAUCCUCUACAUUGAUUUUGAUCUUCACCAUGGGAAUGGAGUGGAGAAUGCCUUUGCCUUCACACCACAUGUUCUCACUCUCUCACUGCACAAGCAUGAACCAGGUUUCUAUCCUGGCACUGGGGGCCUGCUGGAUGUGGGCUUGGGCCGGGGUCGGUAUUACUCUGUCAAUGUGCCACUCAAGGAUGGUGUCAGGGAUGACAAUUACUUCACCCUCUUUCACUGCAUAGCCAACAAGGUUUGGUGUACAUUCCGCCCAGAUGCCGUGGUUGUCCAGUGUGGGGCAGACUGCAUCAAUGGAGACCCUGCAUGUGCCUUCAACCUCACACCUCGGGGUAUUGGUCAAUGCGUCGAGAAAGUUUUGGCAUGGAACUUGCCAACUCUGUUUUUAGGUGGAGGGGGCUACAACCUGCCAAAUACAGCUCGUUGCUGGACUUAUCUCACUUCCAUCAUAGUAGGUUUUCAGAUUCCCGCUUCAAUUCCAGACAGCAAUGAAGAUUUUAUGUGCUACAGCCCUGACUUCGAGCUGGACAUCAUACCUGGCAACCGAUCAGAUCAGAAUACUGCUGAGGAUAUGAAGCUGCUUGCGGAAACAGUAUGCCAAAACCUUGAUAAUAUUGCAGAAGGAAAGGAGUAGUUUUAUAACACCUGGACAUCUGCAACCAGCAGGAAGAUUCUUAUGACUUUAUAAACAUUGAAGCCUGACUUACAUUGGAUUAUUGUCACAUAUGGGUUUAAAGCUAAGAUUACUCAUAUUCCUUAGUGUUUACACUUUGAGGACCAUAGCAGGUUGCCAGUCCUGCCAGUAGCUUCAUGACUGUAAGUCCGUGCACCCGAUUGAUUUGAAAACUUCAGUGGAUGGGAUUUUUCAGAGAACAAUUGGUACCAAAUAAUUGGCACUGGUCUAACAGCAAUCUGAAGUUAUGUAUGUAGAUCGUCCCUGGCGGAUCAAUCCUGUCUUCUGAUCUGCCUACACUAUUUACAGAAUGACAAGCUUCCUAUUAGUAUAUUAUUAUUAUAUAUAGGGCAAAAGUAUUAAAGAUGAGCAGCGACACACGCACAGGGAGCCUGCACAG
Messenger RNA from Cryptotermes secundus, 1928 nucleotides. Its product is annotated as histone deacetylase 8. Gene Ontology annotation, molecular function: histone deacetylase activity. The transcript has 9 exons. Lineage: Eukaryota; Metazoa; Arthropoda; Insecta; Blattodea; Kalotermitidae. The coding region runs from base 332 to 1489 and encodes 385 amino acids. The record is from RefSeq and is a predicted model, not a curated record.